Molecule: messenger RNA, 1689 nt
Organism: Pezoporus flaviventris
Lineage: Eukaryota; Metazoa; Chordata; Aves; Psittaciformes; Psittacidae
Gene: SLC25A29
Product: solute carrier family 25 member 29
Exons: 4
Coding region: 82-987 (301 amino acids)
Biological process (GO): mitochondrial L-ornithine transmembrane transport
Cellular component (GO): mitochondrion
Molecular function (GO): high-affinity L-arginine transmembrane transporter activity
Source: RefSeq, a predicted model, not a curated record
CGGUCGGAGGGGCGGGCAGCGGCAGUGCGCGGAGCGGUAUCGCGCAAGGGCCGGGCCCCGCUGGGGACUGAGGGUGCUAGCAUGGCUCUGGAUUUCCUCGCUGGAUGCGUCGGAGGUGCUGCAGGAGUACUGGUAGGACACCCAUUUGACACUGUUAAGGUUCGUCUGCAAGUUCAAAAUGUAGAGAAACCUCUCUACCGUGGGACCUUCCAUUGCUUUCAAUCCAUCAUAAAACAAGAAUCUGCUUUUGGACUCUAUAAAGGUAUUGGGUCACCAAUGAUGGGACUCACCUUCAUUAACGCGCUUGUGUUCGGUGUACAAGGAAACACACUUCGUGCUCUUGGAAAAGACACUCCUCUAAACCAGUUCCUUGCAGGGUCAGCAGCAGGGGCUAUCCAGUGCGUCAUCUGCUGUCCCAUGGAGUUGGCAAAGACAAGAAUGCAGCUUCAAGGAACAGGUGAAUAUAAACUAAAAACAAAGAACUACAAAAAUUCUCUGGAUUGUUUGAUCAAAAUCUAUCAAAAGGAAGGGCUAAGGGGUAUCAACAGGGGCAUGGUCUCUACAUUCAUAAGAGAGACUCCAAGCUUUGGCUUUUACUUCCUGACCUAUGACUUAAUGACCAGGUAUUUAGGCUGUGAAGCUGAAGACAGUUAUGUUAUUCCAAAACUGCUGUUUUCUGGAGGGAUAUCAGGAAUAGUAUCCUGGCUCUCAACCUAUCCCAUGGAUGUGAUCAAAUCCCGGCUUCAGGCUGAUGGAGUUGGAGGCGUUACACAAUACAAUGGCAUUUUAGACUGUGUCAGAAAGAGUUACCAUGAAGAAGGCUGGAGGGUGUUCACAAGAGGUCUUACUUCCACACUUCUCCGUGCUUUUCCUGUCAACGCAGCUACCUUUGCUACUGUCACUGUGUUCCUAAUGUAUAUGAGGUCAGAAGACAAUCUUCGUGAAUGUGAACCAGGUCCAGUAAUCCAGCAGCCUUCCAGUUUGUGAACCUUAUCUGUUUGUUCUCCUGAUCCAAAGCCUGGCUACUUGGGAUUUUUGAGUUUUAACACGACCCGCACAAGUGGUGUGAACGUAUACUAUCUGUAUAAAGAAUUCCUAAAUGUGUCAAGUUAGGAUUUAAUCUCAUUACUUGUAUAAAGUACAUACUGCCUUACUAAGGACUUCAUAUCUAGUCGUAUGCAAGUAAGAUGGGAACCUGCUGCCUUAUUAAGGACUUCAUAUCUAGUAGUAUGCAAGUAAGAUGGGAACCUGCCUUUAGAAAGUCCUGUACAGUCACUGUUGCAGCUCCAGAUUUGGAUCUGAAGAAUGUUGUAGUACCAGAAGUCAGGUUUUCUUCCACUCAUGUUCUGAAUGAGUUGAAUGCAGAAAUGUUUUCAGAAAAUAAAUGCUGGUUUUUGUAUGUAACAGGAAGAAGUAUAGUUCUCUAAGGUGAAGUGUGGGGAGAAAUGAAAUGUUGGAGGCAUUUUGCAGGUAACCCUGAACUGUUUAAGACAUGAACUAGCAUUCAGCUAGCCAUGUUUUACUUUUCUUCUGCCUUUAUAUGUCAGUAUUUUAGUAGCAACUUUGUUCAUACUGGUUUGCUAAAAAAAAAAAAAAAAAAAAAAAAAAAAAGGCAAAAAAGAAAGUUAUUUGUUCCUAAGGCACUCCCUUACCUUUCAGCUUUGAAUAAGUAUCUUAAGCACAAAGUUA